AUGGAGAUCACCCCCAACAGACAUGCCGUGAGCUUCGUGCGGCCACUCACACGCCUGAGGAUCCACAAACAGAAGAGCGUCUUCUCCGGCACCUACAAGAUCUGCAAAUUGGCUGCCAAUGUCCCCGACCUGGUGGUGUUUGAGGGGCUCGACCGGCCCAUCCCAGAUGUGGAACAUUUUCAUGGAGUCCUUCUGUUUGCUGACAUCUCAGGGUUCACCAGCCUGACCGAGAGAUACACAAAGAACAGUAAAAAGGGAUGUGGGGCUGAUCAUCUGACCAGAGAACUCAAUGGUUACAUCUCAGAAAUUGUGGACCAUAUUCUUCAAGCGGGCGGAGAUAUUGUGAAUUAUGCAGGUGAUGCAAUGCUGGCCCUUUGGAGAGAGCGCAGGAAAGCACUCAGUGACAUUAUCUCUUUAGCCGUCAAAUGUAGUCUAAAUAUCCAGGAUAAAUGUGAUAACAGGGACACGGAAAUAGGAGUCAAACUCAGAGUAAAAAUAGGUAUUUCAGCAGGAAAGCUAUCGAAAGUGGUGAUGGGAGAUCAUGAAUCUCGCUAUUAUGCCCUGAUUGGCUGCGCGGUUGAUGAAGUGCGCAAAGCUGAAGGUCUUGCUUUAGCCAAUACUAUAAUCUUAUCCCCAAAUGCCUGGGAGCUCUGUGACCGAGACAAUAUAGUGGUUGAGCAAAUAGAAAAUGACCGGGCUGUUAAGGUACGAUACAUUAAGAGAGAUCCCCAAUUUUCAGUUGAAGAUUAUACCAAGUCGUUCGGAAACCAUUUGGAAUAUCAAGAAGUCAGUGUUAGUAGAAAAGCAAUAAGAAAAACAUCGAGACUAUUGCCAAACCAGCCCCUCGAAGCUGUUCUUCGUAAAUAUCUCUUGAGAACCGUGUUACUUAAGAUCGAUGACGGAGUGCCUUUAGAAUAUUUGUCCGAAAUGCGUCCAGCAACAGUGGUGUUUGUUAACCUGCAGUUUGUGGAGGCUGCUACUAUGCACAAUCAGUGCCAAUCAAUACAGGCCUGUUGUCUUGAAAUUAACAAUGAAUUCAAAAAAUAUCAGGGAAGAAUAAAUAAGGUCUUUAUGUUUGACAAAGGCUGUACGUUUCUCUGUUGUUUUGGUCUGCCUGGCGACAAAGGAGAAGAUGAAUGUGCAAAUGCUCUACAGUCCGCACAUAACGUGCAUGAAUUCUGCACUAAAAUGCUUAAAUUUGUCAGUGUGCCGUCUAUUGGUAUAGCCACCGGGCCUUUAUUCUGUGGAGUGGUUGGACACCCUCUAAGACAUGAAUAUACAGUCAUCGGUCGCAAGGUUAAUUUGGCAGCAAGGCUGAUGAUGACCUAUCCUGGUGUGGUUUCCUGUGAUGAACAGACACACUAUCAUGCCAAGAUGCCAUCUUCCUAUUUUAGUGAACUGCCUAAACGAGCUAUGAAGGGUGUGCAAAAUCCAGGGCCUAUUUACCAGUAUUUAUCCAAAAAACAUCAAAAAAUACUUGGAAAACCUCGGAUUUCUGUUGAAAAGGAGGAAGGUUACCCUAUUUUAGGUCGGGAGAAAGAGAUUGAAGUUUUCAACAAAGCCCUAAAAAUAUAUGCUGAAACAAAAAAUUUGCCUUCAAUUAAUUACUGCCAAGUGGUUAUGUAUGAGGGAACAGUUGGAUGUGGAAAAAGCAAACUAUUAUCUGAAGUCAUCCGCAGAGCACAAGGAGAAGGAUUUAGGGUGUUGCCAUUUGAGUUGGGGAAAAUGGAUAUCACCGAGUCUUAUUACACCAUCCAAACUAUGUUGGCUUUACUGCUCCAAGUCAACCACUGCAAAAGCUACGUAGAACGAGAGAGAGUUUUACUUAGCAAAAUAAUAGUCCGAGAGCAGAUUGUGGAUUUGUGUCUAUUAAACGACCUUCUUUUUGUGAAGUUUCCGAUUUCAGAAAGAGUAUCUCUCAUGGACUCCAACACCAAACAUAAGACAUUUAAGAACUAUGUGAUCACAAUUAUCCAGCAGGCGACUAUGAGUGAAAAUAUUCUGUUUGUCAUUGACCAAGUUCAAUAUAUCGACGUACAGUCGUGGGAACUGAUUGUGCAGUUGCGCGCCAGGACGGGUAUAUUCCUGGCGAUGGCGUUGAGACCCUUCACUGCAGAAAAGCCCCCUUGUCCUGCCGCAGUCAUUGUCAUGAAGAGCCACAGAACUGCCUACAUAAAGCUCUCAGGCUUAGACUCCAGUAUAAUCCGACCACUCGCUUGUCAGAUCCUGGGGGUGAUUAGUAUCCCGCGGGAGCUGGAAAUCCUGCUGACUGAACGUAGCUAUGGCGUGCCCUAUUACUGCGAAGAGAUCCUCAAGAGCCUGUAUUUCAGUGACCUGAUCAUCCUGGAGCCCCUGGAGGAGGAGGAGGAAGAUGAGAGCGAUACCGUACUCUCCUACAUGCGAAACAAAUUGACACAAAAUCGCUACCUGCACAAAAACAGGGGGUCAAAGAAAUUAAGCAAAUUUAUAACGGAAAUAGAAAACCCCAAAUGCCGAAAGAUUAUAGCACUGGACAAGAGUGCAAAAAUGGAUAAUCAGCAAUUUAUCUGCACGAUUGGUGAAACUGUAAACCUUCAGGAGAUUACUAUUCCACUUACACUUAAAGGUAUAGCCUUAGCACAGCUUGACAGGAUGAACCCCACAGAGCAGAUGAUUGUUAAGUGCGCAUCCAUCAUCGGACACACUUUCACCACCAAAAUGCUUCGAUACAUCUUACCCGAAGGGGCCGAACUCAAGCUGAAUCAGUCCCUUAUCUCGCUGGUAAAAUCACGGACUCUGGAAUGUGCGUCGAGAAGCGACGAAGCCUGGAGUUCAAUCCUAGAAGACAACGAAGACUUCCAUGUGCUGCAGUGUUUCUGCCCGAUCACGCCUGAUGAAGAUGAAGAACACGAUGAAGAGAAAGGUCCAUCAGUCCCCAGCAAAGACAAGGAACUUAUCUGGCGUUGCAAACUGAUGCGAUUCUGCAUUGCACUCGUGCACGAAACAGCCAACGAGCUGUGGCUAAAGCAGCAGAAAAAGGCACUUCACAUAAAAUGCACCCGGUUUCUGGAGACUGCUGCCCACAGGUGCAGCUCCUGUGGGGAAGGCGACUUUAUAUACAAACACGAAGCCAUGCUUAAAACCAAUGAAAACAUCAAGAUAAAAAAGGAAUCGUCUCAAACUUCCAGUAUUGUGGCUGUAGCUUCGGUUCCCAGUGUGGAAACCAACAUCCAUUCAGAGACGAAUUUAAAAUACCUAACAUCGGGAAACUCUGGUUCCCGGGAGAUGUUUCGAGCCUCGGCUUCGCUGUCUGAUCCACAGUUUGGUUCUUUCGUGUUCCCGGAGAAUAUUCACAUUGGAACCACAGAUACUAAUGGAGAACAUUCAAGUAACGAGAGCAGCGAUAAUGAUGAUGUUUCCCUGACAAUCUUUCCUUUAACUUCUCAUCAUGGUGAAGGGAUUAAUAAAGCCAUGCUUUCUUACAGCCAUGAUGAAUACAUCAUUCAAAAGUUCAACAAAGUGCUCACCGAUUGUGAAAACGAUAAGUCGCUGAGUUUCAAGAUGUGUGAAUGUAAAGCCAUAUUGGACGCUGUAUUUGUCCCACUGGUUCGCCACUGGAUGGGAGCUGGACACGUGUCUAAAGCAUUCUUUUAUCUGCUUGAAACUGCUGCAGCUGCUUUGUAUUUAUCCAAUAACUUGAUGGCCAUGUCAUAUAUAAUAGAAGCACAGAAUAUGCUUUCAUUGAUGAAAACAGGGAAACUUCCUUUUGAAUUUGCUGAUAUCACAACCAAGCUAAAAAUCUCAGCUUAUGAGAAAGCCUGUUUGUAUAGCCUCAAAGGACAGGUUUAUUUUAACCUUAGCCAGUUGACUGAAGCGGAGGUACUGUUUAGGAAAGCCUUACGUCUGCUGAACAAGACGUUUCCGAAAAGCUUUCUGGGACAACUAUUGCUCUACGUCAUUGAGAAUUACAAAAUAUCUAAGAGAUCUCACACCAAGAGAAACAUAUCUGCACUCCCCAUUGAUGACAUCUCACCUCAGGUUCAUGGGCAGAUCUGUUGCCUCUCAUUCUUGUGGCAGAUUUACUGCCUUAAGAGAUGCAGGAGCUAUAAAUUACCUGCCUUGUUAACUGUGUUAAUGGAGGUGAACAAUGUUGAACAGGCCAACGCUGAACUCAAGAUCAUUUCUUCUUACAUUGAUUCUUUCCGAUGUUACCAUUGUAUGGGCUGUAAUCAGAAGUACAGGAAGUACGAGAUGUUAGCUGUGGAUAAAUGCCUCGCCCUUGAGCAGAAUAAAUAUGGGUUACUGAUGCUGGGUGAAUUGAUCUGUGCACUUUCCAGUAUCAAACUGUGCAAUGGACAACCCACAGAAUGUAUUCAAUACGGACGCCAAGCGCACAAGAUUGCUGGAAUUCUAAACAAGCCAAGUCUCGAUGUCUCCAUAAUUCCUGUUCUGUUAAAGGCCUUGAUCGUCUGCAACAGAAUUCCACAUUAUAUUAAGGUAGCAUUGUAUUUGAUGGAGUUUUCAGUCUAUCGUGAGAACAUAAUUGGACAAGCAUCAUUUUAUGCAGCAUGUCUAGAUCUUUUGCUUCAAGAAGGGGUUUCACUGAGAGCAUUUGAUGAAUGUUAUGCUUUUAUCAAUGCAAACAUCGAUGAUCCUAUUCUAAAGGCUGAGAGGAGUUUGAUGUUGAACCUUCACGCAUCAGUCGCACUCUGGUUUCUCAGACUGUCCGAAUGGUCCAAUUCUCGCGCCUCGUUUAAGAUGGCAAAGAGAUUGGUGUCUCAGACCAACGCUUCACUCUUCUCUAUGUACGGCUAUGCCAAGCUCCUGGAGUGUCAGAUUCUGGUCUUCCGAAAAGCAUUGUGGGAAAAACAGGAGAACGUGAUGGAAGUCUAUCACCAGACCAAAGAGUAUCUGAAUGACUUCAAGGAACGGUGUUGUAACAACCCACUUUAUUAUGCACGACUCUUCCAUCUUCGAGCAUACAGCUACAUGUUGGCCGGACAAUAUGGACGAGCAAAACAUUACCUUAAAAAAGCAACAAAGAUCAGUGAGGACCAUGGGAACAUCUUGGAGGGAAGCUGGUUAAAGCAAAGUGGAGUAAGUGUUACUUUUUAUUGACUGCCAUUGCCAUUUUAUUUUUGUAUUUGUGAAGUAAAGUAAGUAAAUUGCGAGGUAAAUCUAGCAGGUCUAACUAGCCAAAUUGGGGGAGUCAAUAUCGGGAUAGGGGCUGAGUGGAAACACCUC
Messenger RNA from Callorhinchus milii (elephant shark), 5223 nucleotides. RefSeq names its product adenylate cyclase 10. The coding region runs from base 1 to 5097 and encodes 1698 amino acids. The record is from RefSeq and is a predicted model, not a curated record. The transcript is spliced from 32 exons. Gene Ontology annotation, biological process: cyclic nucleotide biosynthetic process; intracellular signal transduction. Gene Ontology annotation, cellular component: cytoplasm. NCBI's taxonomy places the organism in Eukaryota, Metazoa, Chordata, Chondrichthyes, Chimaeriformes, Callorhinchidae. Gene Ontology annotation, molecular function: protein binding; adenylate cyclase activity.